Molecule: messenger RNA, 5946 nt
Organism: Amblyraja radiata (thorny skate)
Lineage: Eukaryota; Metazoa; Chordata; Chondrichthyes; Rajiformes; Rajidae
Product: kinesin-1 heavy chain
Exons: 28
Coding region: 283-3261 (992 amino acids)
Biological process (GO): microtubule-based movement
Molecular function (GO): microtubule motor activity; microtubule binding; ATP binding
Source: RefSeq, a predicted model, not a curated record
CACCUCCCCGGCGCUGGUUGAGGGCGAGGUGACGGCUGGGAAACGGGAGCUCGCCGGUUUCAUGGCGGCCAUGUCGGAUCGGAAGUGAAGUGAAGGAGAGAAGCGAGAGCUGAAGGAAAAAUUACAGUAACCGGCCGCCAGGAACGGAAACCGCUUUCCCAUAGUUGGGAGAGAAGGACCAGCCAUCGAUAACGAGGGGGAAAGAAGCGGCGUUGGGGGGGGAAAGUUUCGAUAUUUCGGAUGGUUUAACAUUUCCCCCCCCAAUACAAUAUAAAAGGGACAAUGGCGGAUCCGGCGGAGUGCAGCAUAAAAGUGAUGUGCCGAUUCAGGCCGCUGAAUGGUUCGGAAGUCCAACGCGGUGAUAAAUGUAUCUGCAAAUUUCAUGGGGAAGAAACGGUGGUGGUCGGGGGCAAAUCCUACAUGUAUGACCAUGUUUUUCAAUCAAAUUCAACGCAAGAGCAAGUAUACAAUGCCUGUGCAAAAAAUAUUGUCAAAGAUGUACUUGAUGGAUAUAAUGGUACAAUAUUUGCCUAUGGGCAAACGGCCUCCGGUAAAACUCACACAAUGGAGGGAACACUUCAUGAUUCUGAUUGUAUGGGAAUAAUUCCCAGAAUAGCCCAAGAUAUUUUUAAUUAUAUUUACUCCAUGGAUGAAAAUUUGGAAUUCCACAUCAAGGUUUCAUAUUUUGAAAUUUAUUUGGACAAGAUUAGGGAUCUUUUGGAUGUAUCCAAGACCAAUCUCUCUGUCCAUGAAGAUAAAAAUAGAGUACCUUAUGUGAAGGGUUGCACCGAACGUUUUGUUUGCAGUCCCGAAGAGGUCAUGGAUACAAUUGAUGAAGGAAAAUCCAACAGACAUGUAGCAGUUACAAAUAUGAAUGAACACAGCUCGCGUAGCCACAGUAUCUUUCAAAUUAAUGUCAAACAAGAAAACACUGCAACAGAACAGAAGCUAAGUGGCAAGCUUUACCUGGUUGACUUGGCAGGUAGUGAGAAGGUUAGUAAAACAGGAGCAGAAGGUGCAGUUUUAGAUGAAGCCAAGAAUAUCAACAAGUCUUUGUCAGCAUUGGGGAAUGUCAUUGCUUCUCUAGCAGAUUCAAGUGGAUAUGUACCGUACCGUGACAGCAAAAUGACAAGGAUUUUGCAGGAUUCACUGGGUGGUAACUGUCGAACUACAAUAGUUAUUUGCUGCUCUCCAUCAAUCUAUAAUGAAGCUGAGACGAAAAGCACAUUGAUGUUUGGUCAAAGAGCCAAGACCAUUAAGAACACCGUGACAGUUAAUGUUGAGCUAACAGCAGAACAAUGGAAGAAAAAAUACGAGAGAGAAAAAGACAGGAACAAAACCUUGAGAAAUACUAUACAGUGGCUUGAAAAUGAGCUCAAUAGGUGGCGCAAAGGUGAGACUGUACCUCUGGAAGAACAGUAUGACAAAGAGAAAAACAAAGAAGCACUUGAGAUUGUUCUCACAAAUGACAAAAUAGAUGAAACUCCCACUGUCAAACUCACUGAUGCAGAAAAACUGAAGAUGGAUUCAGAUAUUUCCAAACUGUUCAAGCAGCUUGAUGAUAAGGAUGAGGAGAUCAACCAGCAGAGCCAGUUGGUGGAAAAACUUAAAAAUCAAAUGUUGGACCAGGAAGAACUUCUGACAUCCACCAGACGAGAUCAAGAUAACAUGCAAUCAGAGCUGAAUCGCCUGCAGGCUGAGAAUGAUGCCUCCAAAGAGGAAGUGAAGGAGGUGUUGCAAGCUUUGGAAGAACUUGCAGUGAACUACGACCAGAAAUCACAAGAAGUUGAGGACAAGACGAGAGAUUUUGAGUUAUUAAGUGAUGAACUGGGUCAAAAAUCGGCUACGUUGACAUCAAUUGAUGCAGAGUUGCAAAAACUGAAGGAAAUGACCAAUCACCAAAAGAAACGAGUGACUGAAAUGAUGACUUCAUUGUUAAAGGAUCUUGCAGAAAUUGGAAUUGCAGUUGGAAACAAUGAUGUUAAGCCUGAAGGAAGUGGCCUCCUGGAUGAAGAAUUUACAGUGGCACGGCUGUACAUUAGUAAAAUGAAAUCUGAAGUGAAGACCAUGGUAAAACGCUGCAAGCAGUUGGAGGGUACGCAGGUCGAGAGUAACCAGAAAUUAGAAGAGAAUGAAAAGGAACUGGCAGCUUGUCAACUUCGUAUCUCCCAGCACGAGGCAAAGAUCAAGUCGCUCACUGAAUACUUGCAAAAUGUUGAGCACAAAAAGAGGUAUCUGGAAGAGUCUGUUGAUUCAUUGAAUGAAGAUUUGGUGAAGCUUCAAGCGCAAGAAAAAGUACAUGAAAUGGAAAAGGAGCACUUGAACAAAGUACAGACUGCAAAUGAAGUGAAGCAAGCUGUAGAGCAGCAAAUGCAGAGCCACCGUGAGACUCACCAAAAACAGAUCAGCAGUUUACGGGAUGAGAUUGAAAAGAAGGAGAAACUCAUCACUGAUCUUCAAGAUCAAAAUCAGAAAAUGAUGCUGGAGCAGGAACGGCUACAAGUAGAGCAUGAAAAGCUAAAAAGUGUGGAUCAGGAGAAAAGUCGUAAAUUACAUGAAUUAACUAUUAUGCAGGAUCGGCGAGAGCAAGCAAGGCAGGACCUCAAAGGACUUGAAGAGACUGUGGCAAAAGAGCUCCAGACACUCCAUAAUCUUAGGAAGCUUUUUGUUCAAGACUUGGCCACGAGAGUCAAAAAGAGUGCUGAAAUGGAUUCUGACGAUACUGGUGGGAGCGCUGCACAGAAGCAAAAGAUCUCCUUUCUUGAAAACAACCUUGAACAGCUCACCAAGGUUCACAAACAGUUGGUACGAGACAAUGCAGACCUUCGGUGUGAGCUUCCAAAACUGGAGAAACGCCUCCGAGCUACAGCUGAAAGGGUCAAGGCUUUGGAGUCCGCAUUGAAGGAAGCGAAGGAGAAUGCAGCUCGAGAUCGUAAACGCUACCAGCAGGAAGUGGAUCGCAUCAAGGAAGCUGUGCGAGCAAAGAACAUGGCAAGGAGAGUGCACUCCGCACAGAUUGCUAAGCCCAUUCGUCCUGGUCAACCCCCAAUGGCAUCACCAACUCAUCCAAGUGCAAUUCGUGGGGGCGGUGGAUUCUUCCAGAACAGUCAAGCGGUCGCUGUACGUGGAGGUGGUGGAGGUGUAAAAUCAGAUAAGUUUGUCCCUGGAGGGGUGCCUAAUAAUGCUGAAAUUGGAGAUAUUGGGUUCUUGCCUACGUCUGUUAAAGAUGACCCGCGAGAUAUAAAUGAUAAUAGCUGCUAAAGAAACAACAUAAUCAAAGCGCAACAGAUAUCAUCCAACAACCCCAUCAUUCCAAGGCAGUGUGAACUCUACAACUUAGACUUUUCACAGGAAUAUUUUUGGAAGAAUAAAACAAAAAAACUGGCCUGUACAGCUACAUCCUUGCAAAAUAAAAGUGCAAUGUCGGCAUCUUGCAAAUACUACAUGUGAUUUAAUGUGUAGCUUCAUUGCACAGUACAUUGUCAUUCAUGUCUUAAAUUUAGUCUGCACUGUGCCAAGUUGAAUGUACGUUGUUGCAGGAAAACCUUAGCAGAAAAUUGAAGCCUAAUUUGUGUAUAUUUCAUUGUUUUAGGAUUUGUGAAACAAUGUCGCCAAGUAGAUUUGAUAAGCUUGUUUUACAAUGGGGGUAAAAUGAUUUGGAGGAACCCAGCUAUAGCCCUUGUGUAAACUAAGAUAGUACUUGAAGUUUUCUUGAAAUGGGAUUUUUAUCUUGGUUUAAGAUGAAGAGUAGUACAAUUUGCAUACUGAAGGUGCAUUUAUGACUGUGGUUAGAGCAGAGAGCUAGGGUAGUUCAGAAAAAGCUGCUAAUAAAAUACUGGAAUGUUUUGAUGAGAUUGUUUAACAUGAAAAUAUCGCAUUGUCUGACUAAAGUUUGGGAAGAGCAGAUUAAACUAUGCUGAAAGCAUAUUGCUGACCAUAAAUGAACAAAGAAAGUUAAAAGGCAUUUUAUCUGAAGAUGGAAGAAUGUGCAGCUGCAUGUCCUGUCCAGAUUCUUUGGGAUUUAUUUUUGAAUGCUUGACUAAGGGUCAGUGUUUCACUAUUGGGCUUACCGUAUAAUGAAACAACAUUAAAAAGAGCAUUUGAGUUAAGAAAUUGCACUUGUUCUGGUUGUACAAUUGGUUUUAGUUGAAGUGCAAAUAAUAUUUUUUAAAUUUGAAAUGUUAAUUUCUUUUCAAGCCUUGAACAUUUUGCUGUCAUCUAUUAAUUUUUUUCAAUACUUGGUUCGUGCUCUGGAUCACUAGACUCUGUUUAGUGCAGCCUGUGGAAAGGAGUCACAAAUGGGAAAUCUGUGCAAAUUUGCAGUACCAUUUUAUCAUCAUUGGUUCUUUAUAGGUAAAUUAAUACAUUAAAUGCUUGUGUUUAAACUAUCUCGGUCCUUAAAAAAUAAAAUGGUAUCCAUAAGUAAUAUAGAUUCUACAAAUAUGCGGAAUAAAAUGCUGGUUAUUAACCCAAGUCUAAAGGGAAGGAACAAUUUAAUGUAUGAAAUUGGAUAACUGAGAAUCAAUUCUUGGAAUAAAUGAGAAAGCAAUACAAGCUGUUGAACACAGCCUUACUGAAGUGUACUCCAGGACUUCUCAAAUGGGUAUAAGCGUUGUUGUUAUGUACCUUCAAAAGAUGAUAUUUGGAGCUUCAUUAAUACAUUGGUCUUUGUUGCCAAUUCAAUUGGGAUGUGUCACAUUGCAUGUAACUAAAGGCAGAAAGCUAUUUGUCCUGAGCUCAAUAUAUUACGCGUUGUGUCACUGUUAAUGGCUUUGUUUAUUGGAUUUUUGAAUAAAUUAAUUGGUAUGCAAAGAAAAAUGCACUCUUCAGGUAAAUGGAUGUUUGGCAGAUAGUACAGCUUAAAUAACUAAACCUAGACACUAAAUUUAUAAAAUCACAUUUAUUAAUUUGAUUACAGUAUUUCUGUCUCAAUUUUCCAGCUCCUUAUUGUAUUAAACUUUGCAGUUGCUGGAAGCUGACCAACAAAUCAGUCGGUAAAGCAACCGUGAGAUAAACAUAGUACAACCAUGUUUCAGGUACCAGUGAAGGUCAGUUUGUAUCUAGGGCCUUUAUGUUUCAAGAUUAAACCAAAGGUUCCUGACAUUUUAAAUGCUGAUCAGCCAGUCAGUGUAUCUGGACAAAAUUCUCUACAAAUGCUGUAUUCAUUCAUAGGACUGAAAUAAACAUCCUCAAAUGUUACGAUUUUUUUUUCACCUUGUGGCUUUCUCUUUUUUUGGGGGGUAUUAAGGUAUUUAAACCUUAAUAAAAACUAAGCUAGUUGUCCAAGACAAAAUGUAAUACUGUUUUUGUAAGUUUCUCAUUAAUGCAAUAACCAUCUUGAUUUUGGAGAUUUAUAUGUAUGGCUUUCGGUUCAGGAGGGGAAAUCUGUGCUCUCACUUAACGGUAGGUGCAGUCACUGCAUGAGGGAUAAUACUAGUUUAAGGACCAAUUUUUUUUUUUGAUAUUGCAAUCUUUGUGCAGUUCUAAUUUGUGACAUAUGUAUCAAAAUUGCCAUUGCAAGUCAUCUGGACAGGCCUGUGAGUUGUGUCUUGAAAACAAAUGUAUUAUUUGUUGAAUAGUAAAUGCCUUGCUGUCCUGGUUGCAUUGCAGCGUACUCUUCAAGUGCUUAUUGUAAGCUUGUUCCUCACAUCUUGUAGAAAUAAUCGAGUUUAUGCUUUCAAACCAUUUGAAUAAAAACCUACUAUUUAUUCAUGGUGAUCAACUAAAUUAUUUGCAUUAUUUAAACAAUGCUGAAGAAAUUACUGUAAUAGUUCUAAAUUUGACAUGAGAUGACACUAAGGUAUCCGCCUGUGGAAUAUGGUGCAGAAUAAGUCGGACAGCAGAAGGCACAUAAAAUUCUGUUUUGGUUAAGCCAUCAUUUAGUUUUGACUGACUGCAUGCUGUAAAUGUAUUUGUGUUUAAAUAAAUAUGACUUUUGUCUGGGAA